AUUUCACAAAAUGGUUUGGUCCUCUGAAAAUUGGGGCUUGAGAUAAUUUUUUUGCAUGGCAAUCUUUAUUGAUUUCAUCGCAAUUCUUUUUUUUCGCGAGGAAAAUAUUACACUGAUAAGGUGAUGUCAGACAUUAUAGACAUUGGUCCCCGAAAGCGGGGGCGACCCUCCAAGCUCUCAAAGCUAAAGGGAGUGGCACAGUUGGCACAGAUGGCACAGAUGAUGAAACGUCCCAUCCUGCCAAUAAUGGCCAAGCGCCGCCCUAUUCGGCAGGUUGGCCGGCCACGAACAAGACAUAUCGUGGAAGGUUACGAUGAGCCACGCACAAAGACAGCACUGAACAUUGGUCAGGAGUAUGAGCGAUGGCAAGAAUUGAUGGAAAGACAGGAGAUCGACAGUCAGGAAGCGAUGGCAAAAAUGCUUCUGGAUUCUUGGGAAUCCAAAGAAAUCAUUAAGGAACCGUCAGGAAUUCAGGUCUCUACUUCCACACUGAAGGAUUUCGAAACAUUACGAACCCGCCACAAGAAGUCUGCAGAUGAAAUGAUACGAUCCCUCGUUAAGGGGGACGGUGAGCAAGGAUCAACAGUGGUUGUGCUGUCUGACGAUGUAGCAAGAUCGUUUGACAUGCUGAAACAGGGCCUGAAGACAAAUGCUAUUAAUUGCAUGAAGCAUCUGCUGCAUGUUCGCGAAAAAUAUCAGACCCAGAAAGGCAAGGGGCUGGUGAAGCCUGAUAUGGCCAUGUCUGUCAAGGCUGCGGUGAGAGAGGAGAUUACAAGACUGGCAGCUGAGGGGAUGUUCUCUCCUUCCUCUGCUGCCAAGUGUGGCUGUAAACUCAGUGACAGAUGUGAAAAGGUGGAGAAGGUAGAGAAGGCUGAAUCUAACAAGAAUGGAGAUAAGAAUGUUUUUCCAUAUAUCAACAAUCUGGUGGCAGAGAAUUCCCCUGAGACAGUUAAGAAACGCCCUAGGAAAACGCUCCCUCAUAGAGUCAUCGUCAAGGUCAACGAUGGGGAGUCUGAAGAUUCUGACAAUGAUUUGAAGAUAUUGGAGCCAAACAGCAUGCAGACUGGUGCUCCCACAGACAGUCAAGAGAAUUCAUUGAUUAGCUACAACUACGUGAUAAAGCCACCAAUCUCUUCCCAGCAGAAUACGAGCCACUCCUCCUCAGGUCUAGCCGUGCAGACUUCUCCGCCACAGUUUCCAAACUUUGUUCAGCUUGUUGGAACCCCCCAGGUGCUCAUGCCGACAGGUUCCAACUCCUUGUUCUUACAGCCAGGCACCACACUCAUGUACACUUCGGGAAAUCCAAGCUCGCAUCCGCAGCAGACGAGAAAUAUUUCUACACCAACCCAAACUACAGCAGCGGUCAAUUCUCCUAUGGUUUAUAAGGUGCGUGGGGAAACUGUUGUUCCAAAUGAGAACGGACUGCUGAAGUGUCCGUUCUGUUCAUUUAUGGCUGGGAGCAUCGGUAGCCUGCGCACACAUUGUAGCCACCAUCCUGUCCCUGCCUUCAAGUGCGUUUUGUGCGAAAAAAGUUACCUUGAUGAAAAUAAACUAAAGGAACAUUUUGAAACACGACAUGAGCAUAGCGUUCACUUCCUGUGUCAAGUCUGCAGUAAGGAGUUCACGUCAAAAGGAGGUCUUAAGUACCAUCUGAAGUCGACGCAUGUGAAAGAUUUCAAGUACUUUUGCGAGGAAUGUUGCAAGGGGUUUAAUACGGAGAACAUGUACAUUAACCAUUGUCAGAAGCACGAUCGUCAGUACCAGUACAAAUGCAGCCACUGUUCACGGGAGUUCAACACUUGGACCACAUUUACCAAUCAUAGAAACAGCUGCAUGCAGACUGGUUCACUGUCUGAACAUGUGUGCAGCAUGUGUGGAGACGAGUUUCAAAAUGAGGCAGAGUUAAAUGAGCAUAUAGAUUACGAGCAUUGUGAUGUGUCACGAUUCAGGUGCAUAUGCAGUCAGGAGUUUCGUUUCAGAAAAGCGUUUGAAGAUCACAAGGCAUUCUGUGCGAAUUCGAUGCACAGUAAAAAGAUGUCUGCUGCUGCGGAGAUGCAGAAUGUGGAAAGUGUGAAUGCGGAAGAUGGACUUAGCAAUCUUGCCAUUAUCAAUGUGGAGAGUCUGUUUGACUCCAACAACAAAGGAACGGAUAUUGAUUUUGAUGAUAAUUCAUCUGAUUCUAUUCAGAUCACGAAUUUGGAGUCUGGGGAGCUCUACACAUGUUCCCUGUCUUCGCAGGAUGGCAUAAAGCUUGAACCAGAGGAGAACAGUCCUUCUAAGUCCCCUAAAGGUAUUCGCAUUCAUGCCUGCAAAUUAUGCGAGUAUAAAACACCAAAAAAAUCACAUCUCAAAAGGCAUGAGUUGACGCAUUUUCGGAAAACAGGUAGACCAAAACUAAUAUUUCCAAAACCUGUUGUACCGGUCUCUUCAAAAAGUGAUCAUACCGCUUCGAUAACAGAGAAGCGAGGUACCAAGUAUUACCAUGCUCGUUACAAGUGCGACAAGUGUACGCGAACAUUUUCUUCCAAAGGCGGUAUAGCAUACCAUCAACAAACAAAGCACAACAAUGCCUACAAGUACAAGUGUGAAACGUGCGACAAAGGAUUCAAUACGUACCAACACUAUGUGGGCCACAAGAACACCCACACAGGCGUGCGUCCGUACGUCUGCCCGAUGUGCAAUGUGGGAUUCUCCUAUCCCUCAGUCCUCUCUUCCCAUAAGAGGGUCUGCAAAGGGAGCGGAAUGAACGGCCACUUGGACUUGUUCCCGUGUAUACAUUGUAAGGAGAAAUUCGCACUGCCCAGUGCAUUGGAGAACCACAUUCUAGAGACUCACUUUGAUGUAAUAAAAUCAAGCUUUUUGUGUGUCUGCGGGCAAGAGUUUCAACUGCAGGCCCUGUAUGACUUCCACAAGAGGUCGUGCAAUUUGAGCGAACCAAACUCUUCCCUUAUUAUAGAGUCGGCUCUUCAUGAUAUUGAGAUGGGCAAUGGCUAUAACCAUGACAAUGGGGAGCCGGUCUUGGAAAGCAUGCCCGCUUCCUUUAGCCAACCAGUGUUCCCUUCAUAAUCAGUGUGCUUACCAUGAUGUGGACAUCUCUGUAAAUUUUUUGUGGGUAUUAAGAAAUGUAUUUGUUGUGAAGUUUGUACUUUAUUUAGUUGGUGCUUUUUAGGUAUGUACAUCAUAUACAAUAUUCAUGGUUUUGAUGUGUUAAACUGUUGAUUUAAUUACAUUUAUUAUAUCUGAGUUAUAUCAAUGAACAUUUGUUUUAUUUUCUUAAUGCAUGCAAACAACAUAAAAAAAAUGUUAUCUUGCAAUACAUAUAAAACGUACAUAAACUUCUGUCACAUGUGAACAUUAUUUUUAGCUGACCUUUUAACCCUUUCAGCGCUAUAACUGAAUUUUGAAGGCCUUUGAAAACAGUUUGGAUCCAGAUGAGACGCCACAGAACGUGGCAUCUCACCAGGAUCCAAACUGUUUGCUAUUCUUAUAGUAUUAUUUGGAAAAAAUCAAAGAAAAUGCUAAUUUUAGAAAUUAAGCAGAUGAUAUUUUAACAGACGACAAAUUUCCCAGCAUGCAAAGAGUUAAUCAAAUACUACUUGCCCAUGCACCAGCGUAAUGCCCUGGUCAUAGUUUGUAUUCUGUUCUAUGUUGGUGUCAUCUGUUGUGGGUCAUCAUGCCCUUGUACAUAACUUCCAAUGCACAUUACGCUCAGCAGUGAUUAACCCUUAAUCAUUUAGAUACUUAUUUUGAUGUGUUUGAUGUCCUUUAGAAAGUUAAAUUUCAUUUAGGACCUUUUUUACUAGAUUCAAGUUUAAAAGGCUUCAUUCCCAACCGUUAGAUACUUUGAGGCCAAAAUAAAAAAUAGGUCCGUUUCUGGUCUCCUUGAAAAAAACAGCAGGGUCUGUAGGUAGGGAUUUUAUUUAAUUAACCAGGUUUUCAAAAGGAACAAACUGAUUAUUAGAUUGGCGAAUGUCGGCGGGCGGGCGGAACAAGCUUGUCCAGGCCAUAACUUUGUCGUUCAUCGUGAGAUAUUAAAAUCAAAUGGCACAUUUGUUUACCAUCAUUAGACGGUGUGUCGCGUGAAAGAAUUACGUCGAUAUCUCCAAGGUCAAGGUCACACUUUGAGUUUAAAGGUCAAAAAUGGCCAUACAUGAGCUUGUCCAGGCCACAACUAUGUCAUUCAUUGUGAUAUUAAAAAUCAUUUGGCACAUUUGUUCACCAUCAUUAGACGGUGUGUCGCACGAAAGAAUUACGUCGAUAUCUCCAAGGUCAAGGUCACACUUUGAGUUCAAAGGUCAAAAAUGGCAAUAAAUGAGUUUGUCUGGGCCAUUACUAUGUCAUUCAUCGUGAGAUUUUAAAAUCAUUUGGUACAUUUGUUCACCAUCAUUAGAUGGUGUGAUCACCCGAAAGAAUUACGUCAAUAUCUCCAAGGUCAAGGUCACACUUUGAGUUAAAAGGUCAAAAAUGGCCAUGAAUGAGCUUGUCUGGGCCAUAACUAUGUCAUUCAUUGUGAGAUUUUAAAAUCAUUUGGCACAUUUGUUCACCAUCAUUAGACGGUGUGUCGCACGAAAGAAUUACGUCGAUGUCUCCAAGGUCAAGGUCACACUUUGAGUUCAAAGGUAAAAAAUGGCCAUAAAUGAGCUUGUCUGGGCCAUAACUAUGUCAUUCAUUGUGAGAUUUUAAAAUCAUUUGGCACAUUUGUUCACCAUCAUUGGACAGUGUGUCACACGAAAGAAUUACGUCAAUAUCUCCAAGGUCAAGGCCGCUACAACUAAAAAUAGAUUUAUUUUGAAACAAAGGGGAUUAAUUGUAAACAAUCAGUUCAGUUUGAGUUGUCUCUCUUUAUCAGACUUUUUUUAGCUCACCUGAUUGCUCAGGUGAGCUUUUGUGACAGGUCUUUGUCCGUCCAUCCGUCCGUUAACAUUUGCUCAUAAACACUCUAGAGGCCACAUUUCUUGUCCCAUCUUCAUGAAACUUGGUCAGAAGCUUUGUCCCAAUGAAAUAUCGGCCGAGUUCGAAACUGGGUUGUGCCGGGUCAAAAACUAGGUCACUAGGUCAAAAAAAAGAAAAACCUUGUAAACACUGUAGAAGUCACAUUUUAUGCCCAAUCUUCAUGUAACAUUGUCAAAAUGUUUGUUUUAAUGAUAUCUUGGUUGAGUUCAAAAGUGGUUCUGAUCCGUUGAAAAACAUGGCCGCCAGUGGGCGGGGCAGUUUUCCUUAUUUGACUAGAGAAACCUUGUAAACACUCUAGAAGUCACACUUUUUGCCCAAUCAUUCAUGAAAUUUGGUCAGAACAUUUGUUUCCUUGAUACGAGAGUUGAGUUAAAAAAUGGUUCCGGUCAGUUGAAUAACAUGGCUGCUGGGAGGGGGGCAGUUUUCUCAUUAUGCCCCCCCCCCCCCUUUGGAAGAAGAGGGGGUAUAUUGUUUUGCUCAUGUCGGUCAGUCCAUCCACCAGAUGGUUUCCGGAUGAUAACUCAAGAGCGCUUAUGCCAAGGAUCAUGAAACUUCAUAGGUACAUUGAUCAUGACUCGCAGAUGACCCCUAUUGAUUUUCAGGUCACUAGGUCAAAGGUUAAAGUCACGGUGAUCCAAAGCAGUAAAAUGGUUUCCGGAUGAUAACUCAAGAACGCUUAUGCCUAGGAUCAUGAAACUUCAUAGAUACAUUGAUCAUGACUUGCAGAUAACCCCUAUUGAUUUUCAGGUCACGAUGACCCGAAAUAGUAAAAUGGUGUCCAGAUGAUAACUCAAGAACGCUUAGGCCUAGGAUCAUAAAACUUCAUAGGUACAUUAAUCAUAACUCGUAGAUGACCUCUAUUGAUUUUCAGGUCACUAGGUCAAAGGUCAAGGUCAGGAUGACCCGAAAUGGUAAAAUGGUAAAGAGGGGGUAUAUUGUUUUGCUCAUGUCGGUCAGUCCGUCCACCAGAUGGUUUCCGGAUGAUAACUCAAGAACGCUUAGGCCUAUGAUCAUGAAACUUCAUAGGUACAUUGAUCAUGACUUUUAGAUGACCCCUAUUGAUUUUCUGGUCACAAGGUCAAAGGUCAAGGUCACGGUGACCUGAAAUAGUAAAAUGGUUUCCAGAUGGUAACUCAAGAACGCUUAUGCCUAGGAUCAUGAAACUUCAAAGGUACAUUGAUCAUGACUGGAAGAUGACCCCUAUUGAUUUUCAGGUCACUAGGUCAAAGGUCAAGGUCACAGUGACCUGAAAUAGUAAAAUGGUUUCUGGAUGAUAACUCAAGAACGCUUAUGCCUAGGAUCAUGAAACAUCAUGGGUACAAUGAUCAUGACUCGCAGAUGACCCCUAUUGAUUUUCAGGUCAAAGGUCAAGGUCACGGUGACCUGAAAUAGUAAAAUGGUUUCUUGAUGAUAACUCAAGAACGCUUAUGCCUAGGUUCAUGAAACUUCAUAGGUAUAUUGAUCAUGACUCGCAGAUGACCCCUAUUGAUUAUCAGGUCACUAGGUCAAAGGUCAAGGUCACAGUGCCAAAUACUGAUUCACACAAUGGCUGUCAAGGUUACGGUGGCUCAACUUAGAGAAAUGGUUUCCGGUGAUAACUCAAGAAUGCUUACGCCUUGGAUCAUGAAACUUCAUAGGUACUUUGAUCAUGACUUGCAGAUGAAAUAAUGAUGAAACUUGACCAGGAUGUUUGUCUGGACAAUAUCCAGGUCAAAUUUGACAUUAGAUAAAAAUUUAAUGAACGGACUCGUCUCAGGUGAGCGAAUCUUGGCCCUCUUUUUUUUUUUUUAUUGAAAACCUGGUUUUGUGACAAUUUUGUCCCUUGUUGUUUUUUUUUUUCGUUUUUUCUCCAGUACUUGAAUAGAAGGCUACUUAAGCUUAUAAUGAGAAAAAACGUGUAUAUACAUGCUUUGUUUGCUUGAUAUUACAUCUUAAAUGAAAGAAAAUGAACAAAAACAAAUGUUUUUAAUUUUAUUUUUGGUGACCCCAAUGAAAGUUGAGGGUCGGCGCUGAUUCGGGAGACACGUUCGGGAGACCCAAAACGGAGCUUUUUUUUUGGCCUGAGCAGCAAACAGCAUAACACCUUAACUACCUGCGAGUUUCUGGCAGGCUGUUUAUGUUUUUUGCUGUUUGAACACAGCCAUUUUCACUUUGUCUCGAAGUGGGAAAGUAUUAAACAGAAUUAUGCAUCUUUAUACUUAGAAACAUCAGGUAAAGGUGAAGGCAACAUUUGCAUAUCUCUGUUACAACUACAGAUAGUCAAUUAAAACUUCAAGCCUGACUCUUGUGAUUCUAAUCAUUGUUAGAUCAAAUAAAGAAGAUGUACAAAAUAUCAAAUAGGAAGAAUUGUCAAGCACUCUAGCCUUGGACAGCUCUUCUUUUAUGUUUUACGAUAUUAAUGUUCACUUUUGUAAAUAUAAUUUUAUUUUUUGAUUUACAUAAAUUACUGUUUUUUAUUACAAUUUUAAUGUUAUAUUCAGCAUUUAUCAUAUUCAUUUUUUGUGGUUCUUAAUUAAAGAUUGUAUGCUUAGUAUUCCUAGAAACAUAUCUCUAUUCUGCACAUUGAAUAUAUAUCAGUGUUCUAAAUGGAAGAAGUUAAUAUCUUGAGUAGAAUUUUUGUUCCAGUCGUGAAAUUGUAAGUAAUGCCUUGCCGAGAAGCAUUGGCAUGAUUUCCUUUUGGGGGCAAGCCAACCAAGCAUGAAUUGUCUUUGAAACUAUAUACCAGUGCACAUUAAGGUCUUAUUGCCCACGGUGCACUAGUCUAUUAAGAUCUGAAAAUAAAUGACCUUCUAGUAUUUGGCUCUAAUUAAAAGUAUCCCCUGAAAUUCACAGAAGGAGGUCCGUCAAUACAUGCAGUCUUGAAGACUCAGAAGUACCUGUCAAUCAAUUAUGAGAUAUGAUUAUGAUAGCAUUUAUAUGAUAUGUUUUCUUCUCUUGAGUUUUGUAUUAGUCUCUGCAAAAAGAAAAACACCUGAACUCUGUACAUUUUGAUGUUCAUUGAUAUGGACAAUUCAUGAAAAAGCUUCUUUUUAAAUGUGAAAAAUGACUUCUAUAAAGCAGCUGUAAAAAUUGUUUAUUCCCACAUGUAUGCUUUCUUUAUAUUUUAUUAUAUAGUGGGCAAUUUAUUUAUAAAUCAUUUCCAUUGCUUAUGUCAAUAUAAUUGAGUGCAGAAGGGAGCUUAUAUCAAGAAGUGUGCAAGUUCUUUCUGUUUUAGGAGAAUGUCUUUUGCUUUUUUAACCAGGUUUUCCGAAGGAAAAAACUGGUUAUUAGAUUGGCGAAUGCGGGCGGGCUGGCUGGCUGGCGGGCUGGCUGGCUGGCGGGCUGGCGGAAUAAGCUUGUCCGGGCCAUAACUAUGUCGUUCAUUGUCAGAUUUUAAAAUCAUUUGGCACAUUUGUUCACCAUCAUUGGACGGUGUGUCGCGCGAAAUAAUUACGUCGAUAUCUCCAAGGUCAAGGUCACACUUUGAGUUCAAAGGUCAAAAAUGGCCAUAAAUGAGCUUGUCCGAGCCAUAACUAUGUCGUUCAUCGUCAGAUUUUAAAAUCAUUUGGCACAUUUGUUCACCAUCAUUGGACGGUGUGUCGCGCGAAAUAAUUACGUCGAUAUCUCCAAGGUCAAGGUCACACUUUGAGUUCAAAGGUCAAAAAUGGCCAUAAAUGAGCUUGUCCUGGCCAUAACUAUGUCAUUCAUUGUGAGAUUUUAAAAUCAUUUGGCACAUUUGUUCACCAUCAUGGGACGGUGUGUCCCACGAAAGAAUCACGUCAAUAUCUCCAAUGUCAAGGUCGCCACGACUAAAAAUAGAUUUAAAAAAAAAAAAAAAUUACAAAGGGGGUUAAUUUUUUUUGGUUAUUUCAAAAGUUCAGUUUGAGUUUUCUCCCUUUAUCAGAUUUUUUUUUCACAAUGAAAACCUGGUUUUGUGACAAUUUUGUCCCUUGUUGGUAAUUAAAAUGGGAAAUACCACGGAAAUUAACUGUUUGAAAGUAGUCGAAAUUACCAGUGUGAUAAUGGAAAAUGUCAGAAAAAUGUUUUCACCAGGAAGUGGAAUAAAUCCAAACUGCUGAGAUAUUGAAUGGAGUCAAGUAGAAAGGUUAAUUACUUGGUUUUGAUUGAAUAUUGAUGUUCGAUUCUCAUAUUAUCAUACACGAUAUAUAUAGUUUUAACUUGACAGCUGAUAAUGAAAAUAAAAAUGUUUAGGAUUUAGUGUGUAUCAAAAAGCUAUAUUCUAGCAAGUUUAGGAUUAAGAGUGAAUCAAGAAGCUAUAUUCUAGCAAAACCAACAAUGGUGUCAACAAGUACCAUAAGUCUUUUACUUGUUCUUGAUGAUAUGCUUGAUGGUUGCACAGAUAGAAACUUAAAAAUCCAUGUGCCAAAAUAUUGUGUAUUGAUUGUGUAUUGUUGUUGUACAUGCUGGAUUCCUUUUUGUCAUGGCAGAGAGUGCCACAUGCUGGAUUCCUUUUUGUCAUGGCAGAGAGUGCUACAGCAUGGCAGAGAGUGCUACAGUAGUAACAGGCUUAUGCACUUUUAUUUGUCAGAUUUUAAUAAUUGUACAUCAUUUGUCAUGUAGUACUCUGUAUACAAUUUCAGUUUAGAUGGUUAAUCAUCAUUAUACUGUCAUUAUUGUUAGUAAAUCCAAGUUUUGUGUAAAGAAUAUGAACUAUGUUUUAGGUUGAAGUAAAAACGGUAAAGCAACUGUCAAGAUUUGAUUUUAAUGAAAUGUAUACAUGUACAUAGUUGUUUUAUCCUUUGUCUUGUGUAGUCAUUUUAGUGUCAGUUAUCUUUUUAUUGAUUUGAAAGAUUGUUAGUAUAAUUCUUUGCAUGAACUUGUUGUCUUUUCAACUUUUAAUUUUAUAAAGAUAUUUUAAUUCUAUGGUAUUAAGUAAUAUGGUUUAAAUUGGUUAAUUAGUAAGUGUCAAAAUAAUAUGUGACAUUUUAUGUCACCGGAUCGAAAGAUCGGGGGUAUAUUGUUUUUUGCCUGUCUGUCAUUGUGUCAUUGUAUGACAAAACUUUUACCUUGGUUAAAAUUGAUAAGUUUUGCAAUAUUGAAGACAGCAACUUCAUAUUUGGCAUGCAUGUUUACUCAUGGAGCUGCACAUUUUGAGUGGUGAAAAAUCAAGAUCAAGGUCAUCCUUCAAGGUCAAAGGUCUAAUAUCAUUGUAUUUUUCGUUCCUAAAAAUUUAACAUUCGUUAAAGUUUGGUCAUAACUUUUUGAAUAUUGAAGAUAGCAACUUGAUAUUUGGCAUGCAUGUGUAUCUCAUGGAACUGCACAUUUUGAAUGGCUAAAGGUCAAGGUCAUCGUUCAAGGUCAAGGUAAAAUUUAUGGCGUCAAAGUGGCGUAAUAGGGGGCAUUGUGUUUCUGACAAACACAUCUCAUGUUCAGGUUUAUGUAUUUACAAACAUUUUCCAUGGUAAUUAGAAAAAACAUUUUCCAUGGUAACAAUGUUGAGUUUGUCUGAAAGGUUUGAUAAGGCUUUUCUGCUUGUAAUGAAAUAAGGUUCAGUAGGUAUUAUCAAUGUAGAAUAGAGAUGCUGACUGGAUUUAAAUUGAGUGUUAUAGCAUACAGACAUUCCCAAAAAACUUGCAAGACCGGACUGGGAUUGAUAUGACGGAGAUUUCAAUAACAAAUAUUCCCAGGUCCCGAAAUUUUAUAAAAACUCAGAAUUUAACUACAUAUGUCAACAAACUGGCCAAAAAUGAUACAUAAAUCAAUGAAAAAGCGCUAUUAAGUGUAAGGUCUGACGGUCCGGCACUAAUGGGAAUAUCUGAGCAUAAGUAUUGUCCAAAACACUUGCUUAUGAUAAUCACAUAUGUGUGGGAUGAUGGCUAUGUUUCAAAAUACCCUGUUCUUAGCCAUGGACAUUGUUUCAUUAUUCCUUGUUCAGAUGUAAUGACCUGUGUUAGUUAUUAAUUAUUUCAUGGUGUUUCUUGUUAUUUUGAUUGUAUUGCAGUUUUCUGUGUAUUAUUGAACGAAACUAUGUUUUACUGUUUAUUGUAAAGUCAUUUUACACAAUAGUUUUAAUGAACUGAUAGUAUAGAUAGUAUAUUAAAUGUUUAAAAAGAAAUCAAAUAAUAGUUUUUAUCAUUAUAAUUCUUUAUUGAUACCAUAUAUAAAAUGUUUACAUGGUAAAAAAUAUAUAAGAUUAUAUGAAUUUUAUAAUUGUUAUAAAGAAAUGCAAAUCUGUAUAGGCUGUCAAUCAUAAACUGUGUUGUUUCCCUGAGGACAAAAAUCACAAAUCCUUACCUCAGCAUUUUUGAGUUGUGUUCUGAGAAAACUGGGCAUAAUGCAUGUGCGUAAAGUGUCGUCCCAGAUUAGCCUGUGUAGUCCGCACAGGCUAAUCUGGGACGACACUUUACGCACAUGCAUUAAGCCCAGUUUUCUCAGAACACGACUCAUUUGAUUGAUAUUUGAGCCUGAUAUUUGAUCCUUCUUUUGGACAAAUCUUACAUUAACUAAAAUGUUCCAUUGGAAGUUAUUACACAAAAUGUUUGCCAUAAAAACUAAGAUAUUGUUUGAGAUGUAGAACUUUUGAAGUAUAACCUGGGCAAAGUUCUAAAGAUGUAUCUUUAAUAACUAAAGAUUUAUUCACAUGAAAUGUUCAGAUCCAAUUUUCUAUUAGAAAUUCAAUGUUUCUGUUUACGCAUGGCUAUAUUUGGAUUCCUGAAGUAACAAUUACUAGAUACAAUCAUAGGGUUGAGUGUUAAACUGAAAAGGGCAAUAAUUAGUAUGUACAAUAUUAUCACACUCAGCCGUAUAAUUACUCACAAAACAUCGAGAAAUAAUUGAACAAAUUUUAGAUUAAAGAGAUGUCCUAACGUGCUUUGUGAAUACUGUACCUGGAGGUUUGCAUGAGACUGGGCAGUCAUUAUACAUGUAGCUGGCGGAGUAAGCUGGAUGUGCAUUUGUAUACACCAUAUUUUGUUCACCCAAUUCCCUCUCAGAAGGAUGCAACCAGCAACAACCAGAACAGCAAGCGAGUAAACCGCAGUCUGUUCAGGUUUUAUGCUGUUUGCUGCUCUUUGUUUGCCUCUCUUUUGUAUCUUAAUGCUGGAUAUGAAGUCUUUAAGACUUGAAUAAAAAAAAAAUAUUUUUAAAAUCAGUAAUUUAAUUCGUUUAUCUAAUGGACUAAAAAAUAUGAAAAAUGCAACUUUGAGAGGUAAAAGGUUAAGAGAGGGAAAUAACUAUGUAAGAGCCAGUGUUGAUUAAAAGUGUGAAUUCAUUUUCUUAUAGAAAAUGCUCCUGUAUGAUCAAAACAACAGGAAAAGCAAAACAAAUCUUAGUGGUCUAGGGAGGUAUAACUAGAAUGUAUUUGUCAUAGAUGUGUUGUCAAUGUUGUCAUUGCUAAACUUUCAUCGUUUCAUUGUUUGGUUGAUUGCAGUUUACUACAUGCAGUUGGCUAUUUCUCUUGGAAUUAAGUAUACAUUUAGUGUAGAAAAUGAUUUUAUAUAGCUGACAUGAAUUUAUGUUUAUGUGAUUUAUGCCAAUGUCAACGUUAAUCAUACAUCAUGCCAUUGUUUGCUAAUAACCCUCUCAAAAAGGAUUAGAAACCAAGCAUCAGCAACCGUUAUAUUAUGAACCUUCUUCUGGGAAAACUGGGCUUAAUGCAUGUGCCUGAAGUGUUGUCCUAGAGUAGCCUGUGCAAUGCACACAUGUGCCUCAAGUGUCGUCCUAGAGUAGCCUGUGCAAUGCACACAUGCUUACCAGGAACUACAGUAUGUAAACUGGAUUAUUGUUAGGAAGAGACGUCCCUUUUAAUCAUGAACACCUUAAAGCAGAAAGUGUUGUUCCUGAUUGACCUGGGCAAAGUGCACAGGCUUAUCUGUGACGACACUUGACCCACAUUAUCUGCGACGACACUUGACCCACAUUAUCUGUGAUGACACUUGACCCACAUUAUCUGUGACGACACUUGACCCACAUUAUCUGUGACGACACUUGACCCACAUUGACCUGGGCAAAGUGCACAGGCUUAUCUGUGACGACACUUGACCCAGAUUCAAAGUGCACAGGCUUAUCUGGGACGACACUUGACCCACAUUCAAAGUGCACAGGCUUAUCUGUGACGACACUUGACCCACAUUCAAAGUGCACAGACUUAUCUGUGACGACACUUGAUCCACAUACAGGCUUAUCUGUGACGACACUUGACCCACACACAGGUUUAUCUGUGACGACACUUGACCCACAUACAGGCUUAUCUGUGACGACACUUGACCCACAUACAGGCUUUUCUGUGACGACACUUGACCCACAUACAGGCUUAUCUGUGACGACACUUGACCCACAUACAGGCUUAUCUGUGACGACACUUGACCCACAUACAGGCUUAUCUGUGACGACACUUGACCCACAUACAGGCUUAUCUGUGACGACACUUGACCCACAAACAGGCUUAUCCGUGACGACACUUGACCCACGUACAGGCUUAUCUGUGACGACACUUGACCCACAUACAGGUUUAUCUGUGACGACACAUGACCCACAUUCAGUUUACCCAGACUGAGGCUCUUAUGAAAUUCUUUUCACUGUUUUAUGCAUUGUUUGCCAACAUGUUUCCAUAUUGCACUGUAAUAUGCAUUUUUGCCAACAUGUUUCCAUAUUGCACUGUAAUAUGCAUUGUUUGCCAACAUGUUUCCAUAUUGCACUGUAAUAUGCAUUGUUUGCCAACAUGUUUCCAUAUUGCACUGUAAUAUGCAUUGUUUGCCAACAUGUUUCCAUAUUGCACUGUAAUAUGCAUUGUCUGCCAACAUGUUUCCAUAUUGCACUGUAAUAUGCAUUGUUUGCCAACAUGUUUCCAUAUUGCACUGUAAUAUGCAUUGUUUGCCAACAUGUUUCCAUAUUGCACUGUAAUAUGCAUUGUUAUCCAACAUGUUUCCAUAUUGCACUGUAAUAUGCAUUGUUUGCCAACAUGUUUCCAUAUUGCACUGUAAUAUGCAUUGUUUGCCAACAUGUUUCCAUAUUGCACUGUAAUAUGCAUUGUUAGCCAACAUGUUUCCAUAUUGCACUGUAAUGUGCAUUGUUAGCAAACAUGUUUCCAUAUUGCACUGUAAUAUGCAUUGUUAUCCAACAUGUUUCCAUAUUGCACUGUAAUAUGCAUUGUUUGCCAACAUGUUUCCAUAUUGCACUGUAAUAUGCAUUGUUUGCCAACAUGUUUCCAUAUUGCACUGUAAUAUGCAUUGUUUGCCAACAUGUUUCCAUAUAGCACUGUAAUAUGCAUUGUUAGCCAACAUGUUUCCAUAUUGCACUGUAAUAUGCAUUGUUUGCCAACAUGUUUCCAUAUUGCACUGUAAUAUGCAUUGUUAGCCAACAUGUUUCCAUAUUGCACUGUAGUAUGCAUUGUUUGCCAACAUGUUUCCAUAUUGCACUGUAAUAUGCAUUGUUAGCCAACAUGUUUCCAUAUUGCACUGUAAUAUGCAUUGUUAGCCAACAUGUUUCCAUAUUGCACUGUAAUAUGCAUUGUUAGCCAACAUGUUUCCAUAUUGCACUGUAAUAUGCAUUGUUAGCCAACAUGUUUCCAUAUUGCACUGUAAUAUGCAUUGUUAGCCAACAUGUUUCCAUAUUGCACUGUAAUAUGCAUUGUUAGCCAACAUGUUUCCAUAUUGCACUGUAAUAUGCAUUUCAUAAAAAUCUCAUGACUGAUAAUGUGUACAUUCAUUAAAUGUAAAAUGUGUUCUUUAUUUACAUGUAAAACAUAUUACAUUUGUUCAGUUGAAGUGUUAAAACUUUAUUUGUAUUGUAAAAUAUACAACUGUAAUGUGGGUUUUUUCCUAGGUAUAUGUACUUUUAUUUUGCUAUUCCCUUGCCCUGAUGUGCUUUUAUUCACCUGUAGCAUAAUGCUUUUUUUUUACUUAGUGUUAUAUGUGAGUGAAUACUUAAGAUAAAAUAAAUUUAAAAAGAGAA
Dreissena polymorpha is the source of this 14844-nucleotide messenger RNA. RefSeq names its product zinc finger protein Xfin-like. Lineage: Eukaryota; Metazoa; Mollusca; Bivalvia; Myida; Dreissenidae. The record is from RefSeq and is a predicted model, not a curated record. Bases 124 to 3066 code for a protein of 980 amino acids. Gene Ontology annotation, cellular component: nucleus. The transcript is spliced from 6 exons.